Molecule: messenger RNA, 886 nt
Organism: Triticum aestivum (bread wheat)
Lineage: Eukaryota; Viridiplantae; Streptophyta; Magnoliopsida; Poales; Poaceae
Exons: 2
Coding region: 62-697 (211 amino acids)
Source: RefSeq, a predicted model, not a curated record
GCGACAACGCCGGAGCAAGCUAGCUAGCAAUAGGGUGAUCGAGCGACAGUUCGAAACCACGAUGGGGAUGGCGGCGGCGCUGUGGGACGCCCUAUCGAAGGCUGCCAACCUGGCGCAGAUGUCUGGCCUGCACGCCGUCAUGCUGGUAGCCGUGGUGGCGAGCCUGCUACGCGUCCCGCAGAGCAAGCGGGAGUGCGCCAAGCUCGAGCGGUGCAGCCGAAGGCUCUGUGUGCUGCUGCAGUGGCCGACGGGCUGCGGGGCUGUGCUGCUGCAAUCGGAGAUGGGAGGCCCCGCUGUAAAAGCACUGGUCGACGCGGCCGGCCUCGUCGACGACUACAAGAAGAGCACGCUGUGGCGCCGCGUCCGGUGGGGCAGGAGCAUGGCGACCCGGUUUCGUGACAUGCAGGACGCCGUCGACUCCUACUACGGCAUCCUGAUCUUCAUCAACGCCAAUGUUCUGUUACAACGGGCGACUCGUCAUCUCCCGGGCACGAUUCAUGGGGUGGAUGAUCCACCGCAAAGUCAAAGCCUACAAGCAGUCAGCAAUUGCUCCAAAGUUACAGCAACUUGUCACACUCAAAUGACCAACAACGAUACUGGCGAGGAAGGAGCCAGCAAAAUAGGAAGCGAAAGAGACAACACCAACCCGACUGGGUGUGAAAGAAGCUUGCCUGCUAUAGUGAUUUCCCAUGCAUAACUGUAAGGGGAAGAGAUAAUAGUGUAGUAUUUUCAUUUGGUGCAAAAGAGAAGAAUAUCCAUUUGGUGCAAAAGCGAAGAAGGUGACAUAUGUAUACACAAGCUUGGAGGUUAAUUCGACAUAUGAUAAUAAUUAGCUCACCAUGAAACCAAUGACUCUUCACUUUUGACCUUUUGACAUGUACUAUCA